AUGACCAAAGGCAAACCGCGCGGCCUCAACGCCGCCCGCAAGCUCAAGACCACGCGCCGCGAAGGCCGCUGGGCGGAUCUGCACUACAAGAAGCGGCUGCUGGGGACGGCGUUCAAAUCGUCGCCCUUCGGCGGCUCGUCGCACGCCAAGGGCAUCGUGCUGGAGAAGGUGGGCGUCGAGGCCAAACAACCCAACAGCGCCAUCAGGAAAUGCGUCCGGGUGCAGCUGAUCAAGAACGGGAAGAAGGUCACGGCUUUUGUACCCAACGACGGCUGUCUGAAUUUCGUGGACGAGAAUGACGAGGUCCUCCUCUCGGGUUUCGGUCGGAAGGGCAAAGCAAAGGGUGAUAUUCCUGGUGUGCGAUUCAAGGUGGUCAAGGUGUCCGGUGUCGGGCUGAGUGCGCUGUGGAAGGAGAAGAAGGAGAAGCCGAGAUCGUGA
This is a messenger RNA of Endocarpon pusillum Z07020, 438 nucleotides long. Its product is annotated as 40S ribosomal protein S23. Gene Ontology annotation, biological process: translation. The record is from RefSeq and is a predicted model, not a curated record. Lineage: Eukaryota; Fungi; Ascomycota; Eurotiomycetes; Verrucariales; Verrucariaceae. Bases 1 to 438 code for a protein of 145 amino acids. Gene Ontology annotation, cellular component: ribosome; cytosolic small ribosomal subunit. Gene Ontology annotation, molecular function: structural constituent of ribosome. The transcript has 2 exons.